AUGCAUAAUGUUGAGCAAAGGAAAAAGGUUACAGGCUCAGGGGCAACUUGUAACUUGCCCCAGGUGGCAGAACCUGCAGUGUACUUAUACUUCAACAACAUUUCUCUGCUUUCAGGUUGUUGGUUUCAAAUGGAGGAUGAGGAGGCACCUUCUCAAACAGUGUCACAGGUAAGGGCUCCCAAGUCAGGACCAGAAACCCAGAAAGCAUUCCCUUGUGAGAUGUGUGGCUCAGUGGUGAAAGACAAUUUGUGCAUGGCUGAGCAUCAGGGAAUAUGCCCUGGGCAGAAGCUGCACACAUGUAGGACAUAUGUGGGGCAACUCUGGUUCCUUACGAACAUCCUCCAGCACCAGAAACAGCACAGUGGAGAGAAACCCUUUAGAAGGGAUCAGGAGGGGGCUUCAUUUGUUAAAAACUCUAGAACAUACACCAGUGAACAUACACCAGUGAAUCCCUUGACAUGUGGGGAUGGUGGGAAGGAUCCCCUGGCCAGCUCGAGCCUUUUCCAGCUCCAGGCCACUCAUGGCAAGGGGAGUCCACAUAGCAGCAUGAAGUUCAGGAAGGCCUUUUGCAGUAGUGAAAAGCCUUCUGAAUACAAGGAAUGUGGGAAGUUCUUUAGUUGCAAAAUCAUACUUGUUCAGCACCAGAGAAUCCAUACUAGAUAAAGGACCGAAUGCGGGAAGGUCUUUAGCCAAAGCUCUAGCCUCGUUCUACAUCAGAGAGUUCACUCUAAAUCAAGGUCUUUUGAAUGCAGUGAAUGUGGGAAAGCCUUCAGCUGCACAGACAGACUUGUUCGGCACCAGAGAAUCCACCGUGGAGAAAGGCCUUAUAAGUGUACCAUAUGUGAGGAGUUGUUUUCAGACAGACAAAGUUCUGUCCUUAUUGGACACCAGAGAGUUAACACUGCAAAACCUUAUAAAUGCAACGAACGUGGCCAUAAAAAUGGACUUGUUUGGCACCAGAGAGUCCACGCUGGAGAAAGGCCUUAUGAGUGCAGCAAAUAUGGGAAACCCUUCAGACAGAGCUCUGGCCUUGCUAUACACCAGACGGUUCACACAGGAGUAAGGUCUUAUGGGUGCAGUAAAUGUGGGAAAGCCUAUAGCAAAAGAUCUGACCUUGUUCAACACAUGAAAUUUCACACUGGAAAAAGGCCUUUUGAGUCUAUGAAAAUGCUUGUUAGACACCAGAGGCUUCACACUGGUGCAAAACUUUAUGAAUGUAACAACUCUAGAGCAUUCUUUACCUAUAAAAUCACACUUGUUAGGCAUCAGAGAACCCACACGGAGAAAGGGACUUAUGAGUACACUGAAUACGUGAAAUUGUUUAGCCAAAGCUCUAGCCUUAUUGAACAUCAGAGAGUUUAUACUGGCUGCAUGAGUGCAUGGAAUGUGGAUAAUUCUUUAGCCAAAGCACCAGCUUUAUUUUACAGCAGAGUGUUCACACCAGAGCAAGACCUUAUGAGUACAGCAAACGUGGGACCUUUCAGUCUUUAUCCAUCCUUGUUCUGCACCAGAGAAUCCAUCCUGGAGAAGGGCUUUCUGAGUUCAGCAAAUGUGGGAGAUUCUUUAGCUAUAGGUCUGUCUUCAUUAAACAUUGGGAAAUCACACUGGAGAAAAGAGUUAAAGUACAGUGACCGAGAAAGCUAUUGCUCAAUGGCCUUCAUUUGCCACUGGAAAGUUCACACUGGAAAAAAGACCUUAAGAGUGUAG
Molecule: messenger RNA, 1707 nt
Organism: Galeopterus variegatus (Sunda flying lemur)
Lineage: Eukaryota; Metazoa; Chordata; Mammalia; Dermoptera; Cynocephalidae
Product: zinc finger protein 132-like
Biological process (GO): regulation of DNA-templated transcription
Molecular function (GO): DNA-binding transcription factor activity, RNA polymerase II-specific; RNA polymerase II cis-regulatory region sequence-specific DNA binding
Source: RefSeq, a predicted model, not a curated record